Coturnix japonica (Japanese quail) is the source of this 3864-nucleotide messenger RNA. NCBI's taxonomy places the organism in Eukaryota, Metazoa, Chordata, Aves, Galliformes, Phasianidae. The record is from RefSeq and is a predicted model, not a curated record.
CAUGGACUACGGGGAAGCUGAAGACAGAGAUUGGAGAUUCCCAGAUACCCCCAUGCAUUGUGGUGUGAACAUGCCCAGUGGGUCAGUCUCAGGGGGUCCAGUAGAUGGCAACAGAGGCUGAAUGUUGAGUGCUUUCAUCUUUGCCCGGCUCUUGGCUAAGUUCUUCGUGUUGGAAAUUUGUAGCCAGUUGGAAGCGUGCCUUUCGUUGGAUGGCUGUUGAUGGCUGUGAUUCUGCCAUUGUCCCUUGCUGAUGACUUGGUUGGAGAUAUGGAUAAUGUGGCCUGUCAAAUACACUUUAUAACAAUGUUAAUGUUUUGGUUUCUAUAACUAUUGUCCUUGUAAUUCGGAGGGGAAAAUGACAUUUGCUGCAAAUCUGGACAUUCAUAUACAUGGUGCUUUGGUUUACGUGGGCCUUAAUAAUGCUUUAAAUCUUCUAUAUCUAAUGACAAGGUUGUGAUCUUAAAGUGUUAAAAACCAAAAAAGAUGUCAGUGGGAAAAAUGCUGCUUAUUGUUGCACAGUAGAUCCUUGUUGUAGUUCUUGUGGUUUACAAAUGAAAAAUGUUAUGGACAAGUAGAUCUUAUUUCAGAUCUGUAAUUGUUUUUAUUGUUUUAAGACUUAGAUUAAGUUUGACUGGAAUUUUUCAUUAUUCAUUACCGCAAGAGCUUUCUCCCUUCUUGCAUGUUUCAUGUGAAUAACGCUGUUGGAAACUACACCAUUUCUUGGUGCUGUGAACAUUUUCAUUGCCUUCUAAUCUUAGUUAUUUCUUUACAAACACCUGUCUCCUAGAGUCAUUUGUACCAAUGGAUCCUUAUUCUUAUCUGCUAUGUGUUUAUCAUCCUACUUUUCUUCCUGAGGAAAACUGAUCCUUCUUUGCUGUAUAAUGAGGCAUCAUCUUGCAGCAAUUUUAAAUGAUCUUCCACUAGAUCAGGCAUUUUUUCAUUUCUUUCCUUAAACUGAAGGAAUACACGUACACUGACAUUCUAAUUUGUAAACUGAACUUGUCUUGUAGUGACCCAUUUGUUUCUAAUCUUAGAGGUAAUGAAUUUUCAUCCCCCUUUGUCUUAACUUUUCUUCCUUUCCCUAGGAACCUUUGUGUAAUUUGGAAGUGGGAAGUGGAAUUGUUUUUUGCUGUUCUAUUUCUGUACUUUAGCUCAUUGUCUCAUUCACCCAGCUGUAUUUGUGCAUGAGGCUGCUGAUGCCAAAACCUGACACAUCCCUCCAUCAAACAGUUUAGGAUACUUCAUCAGUGACUUCAUCACUUCAGAGAUUUACUCCUUCUUUAUAAACCUUAGGAGUGACUGUGAAUCACUUCCUUCUUUUUCUCUUGGAAGUGUUGAUGGAUACAGAGAUACAAUAGUUCUUCAAAGCUUUCCUUGUUAAAUAGCUACUCUUUAAACUUAAAUAAAACCCAAGUAAAAAUCUUCUGGAUUGUUUUCAAUGUGAGAUGCUGUACUGCGAUUCCCAGCUGUGCUGUUUUUUCCCCCAGCAUUUAAGUAUGUGUUCUCUUAGCGCAUGAAAUAUCUUCCCAUUUUGUUUGAAUAGUUUUCAGUGAUAGUCACCUUCUGUGCUUUUCUGCUGGUGGUGAUAGCUGAUGUGGACAUGAUGGUGAUUGGGAAGCAGGCUGCAGACUGAAGAAUUGUUCUGUGCAGAUGUUUUUCUGCUCGCUGGCUUUAGUGAGUAGAAGGAGGAUCAAAAGUGACAUGGACCGUGAUUAUGGGCAUGGAGGUUAUGGUGGCCCACGAUCCAUGGACUCUUACCUUAACCAGUCCUAUGGGAUGGAGAGUCAUGGAGGUGGAGGCGGAGGAGGUGGUGGUGGUGGUAACAGGUUUGGACCUUAUGAGUCUUACGACUCCGGGUCUUCUCUGGGUGGGCGAGAUCUGUACAGAUCUGGCUAUGGUUAUAAUGAACCCGAACAAAGCCGCUUCGGAGGUAGUUAUGGUGGUCGAUUUGACAACUCCUACCGGAAUAGCCUUGACUCUUUCGGAGGUAGAAACCAGGGCGGGUCUAGCUGGGAAGCACCUUACUCCCGUUCAAAAUUGAGGCCUGGGUUUAUGGAGGACAGAGGAAGAGAGAGUUACUCUUCCUACAGCAGUUUUUCUUCACCCCAUAUGAAGCCUGCACCUGUAGGCUCUCGGGGGAGAGGAACGCCUGCUUAUCCUGAAAGUGGAUUUGGAAGCAGAAACUAUGAUGCUUUUGGAGGACCAUCAACAGGCAGAGGCCGAGGCCGAGGACAUAUGGGAGACUUUGGAGGAAUGCACAGACCUGGAAUUGUUGUUGACUAUCAUAACAAACCCAGCCCUGCAGCAGUUGCUGCAAGAGGAAUAAAAAGGAAAAUGAUGCCACAGCCAUACAACAAACCUGGUGGGACGUUUGUCAAGAAACCCAAAAUGACAAAACCUAUUUUGAAGUUGACACAGAAAAAAUCAUCCAAUACGAAGUCAUCUUUCCAGGAUUCUACCAUAGAGGAAAUUGAAGUGGACACAAGUGGUGCUGUUGUUAUAUAUGAAGACUUUACAAGAGAUGCUUAUGAUGUUGGGUACCAGACUUUUGGAGAUUCCAAAGGAGAAGCUAAAAGUGAAGAGGAGGAAAAGCGGCGAAUUGAGGCUAGAAGAGAGAAGCAAAGGCGUAGAAGGGAAAAAAACAGCGAGAAAUACGGUGAUGGAUACAGAAUGGCAUUUACUUGCUCAUUUUGCAAAUUUCGAACGUUUGAAGAAAAAGAAAUUGAAGCCCAUCUGGAGAGUGCAGCUCACCAGGAAACACUGGAUCAUAUUCAGAAGCAAACCAAAUUUGACAAAGUAGUGAUGGAGUUUCUUCAUGAGUGUAUGGUGAAUAAAUUCAAGAAGACAGCUAUGCGUAAACAACAGACUAGUAACCAAACGGAAAACGCUCAAGCUGUUGAAAAAGAUAUCAUGGAAGGGGUUACUGCUGAUGACCAUAUGAUGAAAGUUGAGACUGUUCACUGCAGUGCUUGCAGUGUAUAUGUUCCUGCAUUGCACAGUUCUGUUCAGCAGCACUUAAAGUCUCCUGAUCACACAAAAGGAAAACAAGCCUACAGAGAACAGAUAAAAAGGGAGAGUGUUCUUACUGCUACCAGUAUCUUGAAUAAUCCAAUAGUCAAGGCACGAUACGAGCUGUAUGUGAAGGGUGAAAAUCCUUUUGAAAUCAAUGAUCAGGCUCAGGAGCAGCAGACAGAAGAAGAAGAAAAGACCGAGGAGCCAGCUGAGGGUGAGGAAGAAGAAGAGGAAGAAGAGGAGGAAGAAACUGAAGAGCAAACUGAUUUUACUUUAGACCACACUGAAGAUAAUUAAAUGCAAGAAAAUGAGGAAAAAAAAUAUUGGGGGGGGGGCAAAAUGGCUUUUCCUUUCUGCUCUAAAGUGGCUAAGACUUUUUAAUAGUCUCAAAUGAACGUUGUUGAAGAAUCCCCACCCUAUGCAUGCAUUCCAUUCUGUGGAGAACUUGUUUAUAUAAUUCCUCUGUGUUUCUGAUUUUGUUGAAAAUGAAAUUAAGAUUAUUUUAGUUGAGCUUUUUAUAGCAACCUGACUGUUAAAGCUGAUUAAACAUUGUGUUGUAUAUUUUUUUAAGCUUCCUAUUUUUUUGAUGUGUGCAUUGAAAGUUGGAUAUAAUAGUUUUUGAUCUAAUCAAUUGGAAGGGUCGUCUGGGGGUAAAUAUUUUAAAUGCUGUAUGUCGUAAGCUUAUAUUUACCUCAAUACAGAAAGAGUAAACUUCAGAAAUUGUGCUGUUGAGUGUGGCUGUUUUGGGAACUGCAUUGCACUCUGUAUAAUAGAAUAUGUGUUAUAAUAUGCCUUGUAGCUUUUUGUGAUAAAAUGUACCGGUUUGUAGUAAUAAAACAUGUAAGAAAUGUU